Cylindrotheca closterium is the source of this 1341-nucleotide messenger RNA. The record is from the annotation of a GenBank genome assembly. Lineage: Eukaryota; Bacillariophyta; Bacillariophyceae; Bacillariales; Bacillariaceae.
AUGCCUAUUAGUACCCGCAUUCCCCACAACUGUAGAUCCAUACUGACUGGACUUUCGCUUAUCCUUUGCACAAGGAUAUUGAUUAUCAGUGCAUUGUCGCUGUACGAAUUGGAUCAGACAUAUGGCAACUGGGAGAAAACCGAGGCAGUCAUCGUCGCUGCCGUCAACGUGAAUGACCGCAACGAUAUCAACAAUCGAAAUACCACGGAAAGUAGUAGCGGUAUGAGCAACAAUACUGGCACAAGUGAUGUCAGCGAUUUUUCGCCUGAUGCUGCGGCUGUCUAUUGGUGUUCACAACUGAAUUACACGGUUUCGAACGACUACAUCACCAUUGUCAGCAGCAUCGCCAGUGACUGUGAUACGGACCCCGCCGAAAUCCCAGUGGGAAGAGACAUUGAGCUUAGAUACAAUCCCACGAAUCCAAGAGACUUUAUCAAGCAAUCGGAAUAUUACGACGACAUCACCAAUCUAAUCAUUCGGAUCGUUCUUGCUCUCAUUCUGAUCAUGUCGCUAAUCUCGUUCAUCAUCAAGUAUCGAAAUUUACCAGAAGACCCUGGAAGAGACCCUCGAUUCGCUCGGGAUUUGGAAACUGGUGAACCUCAGGAAUCCCCGGAAGCCCGCAAGGAACGCAUACUCUCCAAAAUGAUCUUUCAACCUGUCAAGGAGGAUCUCAGCAAUACCACGGCAGCUGCAAUUCGAUCUUUGGAGAAGAAAACCAAGAGCGACAAUCAGGAAGCGGAGUUCGAUCCGAUUGAAGAAGAUGGUUGCGACGAAUACUCGAGACAGGACGACAACAGCUCUGCUGUCGAAGGGAGUGAAUCCAGCAGUAUGCACGGCAUCACCAUUGAAAACGUCGACGGAACUAGUUGCUCACCAGAAGAUUCAACAGAAGAAGAUGUGAAAAGUAAUGUUGGAGAAGAAAAUAAUGGUGCCGUUGAUAACUUGACAGCAGAGGUUGAAAAUGCCACCAGCACUGAGAGGUUUGACGGGCCAGUCGACCCGGAGGCGCAGAUGGCUGCACCCAACGGUGAAGAAACCAUAACCGGAUGCAAAGACGACAUGUGUCGUUCCACUCGUUCUGAGAGCAUUGCCGAAAACAGAACCAGCGCUGCCGGCAGCAUACGUGCACUUCAGUCCAUGUUUUCGUCUUGGAGGCGAAUGGAAUCUGACUCUGAACAAGCCGAGUGCUGCAUUUGUUUGGAUAAUUACGAUCCUGGGAGCAUUAUUUGCGCAUCCAAGAAUGUGGAAUGCAACCAUGUGUUUCACAAGGAUUGUAUCAUGGACUGGAUGAUGAAGAAUCACAACCAGUGUCCUCUAUGUCGCGUUGACCUUUUGAAAUGA